AAUGAGUGACUUUUCUUUUACCUAUAUUACCUUGUUAAAAAUGUAUUAAAAGAACUUGCAUUCCUUUGGCACGAGGAAAAACAAUAAUAAACAAUUACUUUCAAAACAAGCACUAUCCACCCAUCACAUAUUAAGUGUACAGACUGAAAAUUUGGGCUCAGUGAAAAUGUCUCCAGAAUGAGCAAGAAAUUGCAUUUGUGUUCAUAACAGCAUAAACAACACAUUCUAGGUCAAAGGGAAAAGGUGAAAUCAACAAUUCAGCAAGCCUUACCUAAACACAAGAGUUGGGCUGGACCUGCAAAAUUUUUACCUGGCUUUUCUUAAGACCAAUAGAGUAGCGUCAGGAUUCAGUGGCAGAAGUAGAGUUUGCUUUGCUUAAGCUGUAGCUUACUCUGAUUGCCUAGCCCCAGAAGGGCUGGUUGUGGGUGAACACAGGGCCCCUUUGGGCCCAGGAAAAGGGGCUGUCCUUCAGUCUAAGGCUGUGGUUGUGAGAGGGGUUGGUUCUCAAGUGGCCAGGGUGACUAGGGAUGGGAGGAGCUCGGAUGGGAGGAGCUUGGGUGCUCAACCCCCUGCUUUUAUUAAUGUAAGUGUUUCUGGUAGAAGGCUCAGCCCACAGCUUUAUUGUUUUUCCCCUGUAGGCAGGGGUAGAGCCAGUUGUGCAUGGCUUUGCAGCACCACCAGCAGCCCAGAGAGAAGCCCAGCUGAGAUGAACCUGUCUUCAGCCCUUUGUCCUGGUUCUCUCCCAGAGCUGAGGACCUCAUUGUUCAUACCAGAUGUUUUUUGAUCAUCCUGAGAAAAAUGAGCCUUGGCCUCCGGACCCAGCAAAACAAACAUCCCUCCCAUGGAGAACAGUGCUAGUUCCUGAAGACCCAGAAAACUCACAGACCCCGAGAGAUUAGCCAGAAGCAGGCUUGUUUUCCUGCUCCAACCAGUGGCUUCCUGGAACACAUCUUUCAUUAUGAUCCACACCAACUUGAAGAAAAAAUUUAGCUAUUGUGUCCUGGCCUUUCUUCUGUUUGCAGUCAUCUGUGUGUGGAAGGAAAAGAAGAAAGGGAGUUACUAUGAUUCCUUUAAGUUGCAAACCAAGGAAUUACAGGUGUUGCGGAACCUUGAGAAACUGGUGUCUGGUCCCCAGUCUGUGUCCUCAAGUGGCACUCAGGACCCCCACAAGGGAAGCCAGGCCUCCAGCAAUGCAAAAGUCCCUGCCAAGGCCAAACCCUCCUUCCAGGUGUGGAACAAGGACAGCUCAUCCAAAAACCUUAUGCCCAGGCUUCAAAAGAUCUGGAAGAAUUACCUGACUAUGAACAAGUAUAAAGUGUCCUAUAAGGGGCCAGGGCCAGGUGUCAAGUUCAGUGCAGAGGCCCUGCGCUGCCAUCUUCGGGAUCAUGUCAAUGUAUCCAUGGUAGAGGCCACAGAUUUUCCCUUCAACACCUCUGAAUGGGAUGGUUACCUGCCCAAGGAGAACAUUCGGACCAAGGCUGGGCCAUGGAGCAGAUGUGCUGUUGUCUCAUCAGCAGGAUCUCUGAAGUCCUCCCAACUGGGCCGAGAGAUAGAUGGUCACGAUGCAGUUCUGAGGUUUAAUGGGGCACCCACAGCCAACUUCCAACAAGAUGUGGGCACGAAAACGACCAUUCGCCUGAUGAACUCUCAGUUGGUCACCACAGACGAGCGAUUCCUCAAGGACAGUUUAUACAAUGAAGGAAUCCUAAUUGUAUGGGACCCAUCUUUAUACCAUUCAGAUAUCCCAAAGUGGUACCUGAAUCCUGACUACAAAUUCUUUAACAACUAUAAGAGUUACCGUAAGCUGCAUCCCAGUCAGCCCUUUUACAUCCUCAAGCCCCAGAUGCCUUGGGAACUGUGGGACAUCCUUCAGGAAAUCUCCCCCGAAGCGAUUCAGCCAAACCCCCCAUCCUCUGGUAUGCUUGGUAUCAUUAUCAUGUUGACGCUGUGUGACCAGGUGGACAUUUAUGAAUUCCUCCCAUCCAAGCGCAAGACUGACGUGUGCUACUACUACCAAAAGUACUUUGAUAUCGCCUGCACAAUGGGUGCUUACCACCCACUCCUCUUUGAGAAGAACAUGGUGAAGCACCUCAAUGAAGGCACAGAUGAGGACAUUUACCUGUUUGGAAAAGCCACAUUGUCUGGUUUUCGGAACAUUCGCUGCUGAGCAUGGGUCUCCAGCCAAGCAUGCUCAUUCUCUAUCAGGAGUUCAUGGCGGGUCUGGGCAUCUAUUUUCUUGAAUCAUCCUUGGCUGUUUCUUGCAAAGGAUUGUUCUAGGGGCUUUAGGCAAUAAGAGCUCUGGAGUUUCUGGAGCCUAAAAGCAAGGAAUCAGGCCUAACUUUCCAUGUUGCCAGCCACAAAGAGAGUGUGAGUUCCACCUCCUGCUGCACACAUGGACGGACACACACACACACACUCACACACACCCCUAACAUUCUUUCUAGACAGCAUCCUCCCCUCAUUCUACACAAGUAGAUGUAAGAUCCACCUAUCCCACCAGGGCUGCAAAAGCUGAGCUUUGUUAUUCCCACCCAAAUGGUGUCAUUCUUAUAAACCAGCACUCUGUAUUGCUUGAAAUCUCUACCUAAGUAUUGGUUUCACAUUUUAAACAGUCUCCCAAAUCAUGAUUGGGCCAGGUAAUUCUGGGUGGAGGUAAGGGUAAACAUGGACAGGGGGUGAAUAAUUCCUACAAAACAUUGGAAGCAUCCUCAAGUCCACUGGAGAAACAUUGCUUCCCAAGAUUGAAAUUGUUCCUCAGGAACCAUUUCCCCAAGGAUAUGGUCCUCUCAUCUCCCUGGCUGGUUGGGUUGGUCAUUAGUCAGGGUGUUUAUCAACA
This is a messenger RNA of Perognathus longimembris pacificus (Pacific pocket mouse), 2836 nucleotides long. It is a transcript of the gene St6gal1, whose product is annotated as ST6 beta-galactoside alpha-2,6-sialyltransferase 1. The record is from RefSeq and is a predicted model, not a curated record. NCBI's taxonomy places the organism in Eukaryota, Metazoa, Chordata, Mammalia, Rodentia, Heteromyidae. The transcript is spliced from 8 exons. Gene Ontology annotation, molecular function: sialyltransferase activity. The coding region runs from base 959 to 2167 and encodes 402 amino acids.